UCUGUUUCCGGAAUCAAUGGCGCUCGUUGUGCUGCUGUUCGUCUCCUCGGUGGAAAGAAGCAGCUGUGAACUCAAACAUGUCGUCGGAGUUUUAUUCAGAAACUCAGUCCAUCAUGGAGACGGUAACGAAGACGGCAGCGGAAGUGACCGGACACUUAAAGAGAGACGCUUCCGGGCGUGAGUCAGACAGAAUCCUGGAAAUGUUGGCACGAGAGGCAACGAGAAAGAUCACUGCCAUUUUCUCCCAACUGACCUCAGUGCUUCACAACGAGAACAAGACCCUGCACGCCACCAUGGGACGGCUGGAGAGCGAGCUGACGGCCAUGACAGAAAACUUUGAGAACGCCAGGAAGUGGAGAGAGAACGUCCUUAACGGCUGCCCGGUACUGUUUGAGCAGAGUGGGCAGAUUUUCACCUUGAAGCCAUUUGGGACGUUAAAAAGAAAAGGUGACGAGGUGAUGGAGGGAGUCACAGAAUCAUCGCCUGCUGCUGAGACGCUCAGUGAAAACAAUGCAGUGAACAAUAAUACUGACACACAGGAAGCAGAAGUCAAGAAGAAAGGGAGGAUGUUCGUAUGCGACGUCUGUAACAAGAGCUUCAGCCGGCAGUUUCAUCUGAUGAAGCACAUGAACACUCACAAAGACCAGAGGCCUUUCGCCUGCAACCAGUGUCCCAGAAAGUUCAGGAACACGGCAACGUUUGAGUUCCACCUGCUGCGCCACGAGGAGAAGAAGUACACUGCCUUCCAGUGCCACAUCUGUGAGAGGACGUUCAAAACGAAAAUGCACUUGAAGACCCACCAGCUUGUGCACACAGACAAGAGGCCGUUCAUCUGCUCCACCUGUGGGAAGGGCUUCAAAACCAAACACAACCUGCAGGCUCAUCUGCUCGUCCACACCACGGAGAAGCCGCACAAGUGUUCAGAUUGUGGGCAGAGUUUCAGAUACGCCUUCACCCUGCAGUGUCACAAAAGUAUUCAUACCGGAGAGAAUCCUUACAAAUGCACAGAGUGUGGGAAGGCUUUUAUAAAGAGGAGGUCGCUGAGGACGCACCAGUCCGUCCACAGAGGGAAACGGUUCACGUGUGAGACAUGUGGAGCGGGUUUCACUCUCCAGCACAACCUGAAGAGACACAUCCGAAUUCACACUGGAGAAAAACCGUUCACAUGUAAAGUCUGCAGCAAAAGUUUCACUCAGGACAACAAACUGAAAGCGCACAUGCUUCUUCAUGGCGCCUCAAAGUCGUUCAUGUGUGACCUGUGCGGAAAGACGUUUCUGUACAACUGUCAGCUGCAGAAACAUCAGAGCGUGACUCAUGAUGAGAGACACGGGCUGGUCGUUCGGAGACGGACGCGGGAACGAAGAAAUCGCACAGUUAUCUAUCGACGGGACAGGACCACAGUGGACGUGACGCCGUUCAGCUGCAAGACCUGCAGGAAGAGCUUCGACUCGGCGACCUCGCUGAAGACACAUGAGCUGAUCCACACGGGUCGCACACAGUACAACUGCCACACAUGCGGAAGGUCCUUUUUCUACAAAGCCACGUAUGACUACCACCAGCGGAUUCACUCAGGAGAUCGGCCGUUCGGUUGUGACAUAUGUGGGAAGAGGUUCAUCAUCCGUCAGGCUCUGAAGUCACACGAACUGCAACACACGGGAGAGAAGCCACAUAAGUGUGACCAGUGCGGCAAGGCCUUCCGGAUCUACACCAACUUCCUCCGACACUUACGGAUCCACACGGGGGAGAAGCCGUACGAGUGUGAGGUGUGUGGAGUGAGGUUCAGGCAGCUCGGACACGUCAAGUUUCACAUGCAGGUCCACACGGGAGAAAGGCCGUACUACUGCAGCAGCUGUGGACUCGGAUUUUCAGAUUCAAGGCUCCUGAAGAGACAUAACUGUGGUGAGAAGUAUCAGAAAACGUCAGAGAACACACUCACAGCGGUCUGAGAGGAAAGCGUUGAAUCAGCCAUGGGGCUUCACUGCAGAAAGAGACUUAACCGAGGUAGAGGUUAUACUUUUACUGAACAAGAACAUGUUUUGGUCUUUAUAAGACUUUGGGCUUAAAUCUGCUCAUUAAACUCUUAAAUUGAAA
Platichthys flesus (European flounder) is the source of this 2091-nucleotide messenger RNA. Its product is annotated as oocyte zinc finger protein XlCOF6-like. Gene Ontology annotation, biological process: regulation of transcription by RNA polymerase II. Gene Ontology annotation, cellular component: nucleus. The transcript is spliced from 3 exons. Gene Ontology annotation, molecular function: DNA-binding transcription activator activity, RNA polymerase II-specific; RNA polymerase II cis-regulatory region sequence-specific DNA binding. The record is from RefSeq and is a predicted model, not a curated record. Lineage: Eukaryota; Metazoa; Chordata; Actinopteri; Pleuronectiformes; Pleuronectidae. Bases 78 to 1946 code for a protein of 622 amino acids.